This is a messenger RNA of Fusarium coffeatum, 687 nucleotides long. RefSeq lists its product as uncharacterized. The transcript is spliced from 2 exons. Lineage: Eukaryota; Fungi; Ascomycota; Sordariomycetes; Hypocreales; Nectriaceae. The coding region runs from base 1 to 687 and encodes 228 amino acids. The record is from RefSeq and is a predicted model, not a curated record.
AUGAUCAUCACCCAUCCAAGAAUUGAGGGUGCCAUUGAUCCAAAGGUCGGUCUACCAUAUGCCACUCUCAUGGAGGAGACCAUUGCUCAGUAUGUCGAACGAGUUGACGAAAGUGAGCUUGUCGAGGUUACCAUCAAGAUGGCUAUCUCCCAAAAGACCAUAAAGGCGCAAUCCUUUGCCUUGAACGCACUAAAGCAUCCUCCCAGUGCCAAGCCUUAUCUUCCAGAAUUUCGGAGUCAGCAAGCGUAUCGCUACACUUUGCGAUUCGACAGGCGCUACCUGAGACGUUCUACCCGCGCCUUACUUCGAACCUUCCGCGAUUGGGGGUUUACGGAAGAGCAAUUGGACCACGUGCUCAACAUCAUGCGUCUUUACCCGCUCGACGGAGAAGUACGUUUCGCCGUCAAAGAAGCUCAACGUCAAGACCAAUCACAAGAUGACCUUGAGAUAACCGACUUGGUAGACGAACUUGUCACUUCUGAGGUCAUUCGAAGCCUCUACAAGAAUGUCUUUGAUGCCAAGGAAGCUCUUGCGAAGUCCAAGAACGCCAAUCGAGACAAGUCUCUUCACGAAAUUGCACUUCGUACCCUAGCAAAAAAACAGAACCCAGAGCAGUACUGCGAACUGAAGAAGUUGUUGGCUUCCGUUGCAGAUGGCACGAAAGGAGGAGGACCCUCAGAUUAUUAG